Sinocyclocheilus grahami is the source of this 2537-nucleotide messenger RNA. It is a transcript of the gene cnot2, whose product is annotated as CCR4-NOT transcription complex, subunit 2. The transcript is spliced from 15 exons. Gene Ontology annotation, biological process: regulation of DNA-templated transcription. NCBI's taxonomy places the organism in Eukaryota, Metazoa, Chordata, Actinopteri, Cypriniformes, Cyprinidae. Gene Ontology annotation, cellular component: CCR4-NOT core complex. The record is from RefSeq and is a predicted model, not a curated record. Bases 89 to 1651 code for a protein of 520 amino acids.
GGCUAUUCCCCCAGCAUUCACGCCUGUAGGAUACACAGCCAUCUUGGAUCUUGCGAGGAGAGGGUAAAUUAAUGCGGUGACAAACGGAAUGUUCAGUGCAACGAGAAAGAAGUUUGCGGAGGGGGUCGAAAGUGACUACCCUGAUGAGAGCAUGUACUAUGGCCAGACGUCAAUGUUCCCGCAUCGAUCGGAGAAAGAUAUGCUGCCAUCUCCCUCGCCGUCAUCGUCAGGUCAAUUGUCACAGCUUGGUGCGAGUUUGUAUGGUCCUCAAAGUGCACUAGGUUUCUCAAUAAGGGGCAUGAGCAACAACAACCCUCAAUUGAACCGGAAUUUAACACAAGGCACUCAGUUACCGAGCCAUAGCACCCCAACAACAGGCGUCCCAACAAUGUCCCUCCACACACCACCUUCGCCGAACAGGGGCAUCCUGCCUAUGAACUCCAGGAACAUGAUGAGUUCGCAGGUAGGGCAGGGCAUGGGCAUGAGCGGCAGGACCAACAGCAUGGGCAGUUCUGGCCUGGGUAGCCCUAACCGCAGCUCUCCUAGCAUUAUCUGCAUGCCCAAGCAGCAGCCAGCACGCCAGCCAUUCACCAUCAACAGUAUGUCAGGAUUUGGAAUGGGCCGGAGCCAAGGGUUUGGCAUGAACUCCUUAUCCAAUAACAUCUUCAACGGGACAGAUGGGAGUGAAAAUGUGACCGGAAUAGACCUCUCAGAAUUCCCAGCACUUGCAGACAGAAGUCGGAGGGAGGGAAAUGGCAACCCAACACCAUUGCAUAAUCCGCUGGCUGGAAGGGCACCCUAUGUUGGAAUGGUCACAAAGCCAUCGAACGAACAGUCGCAGGACUUUUCCAUUCACAACGAAGACUUCCCAGCCCUGCCCGGGCCCAACUACAAGGACCCGACGUUGAGCACGGAUGAAAGCAAAUCAAGCUUGAACUCUUCAGGAAAGGGCAGCUCAAGUGCAGAUGGACCCAAGUUUCCCGGUGACAAGACAUCAUCAGCACAGAACAACAACCAGCAAAAGAAGGGGAUCCAGGUGUUGCCUGAUGGCAAGGUAACAAACAUUCCCUUAGGAAUGGUGACAGAUCAGUUUGGAAUGAUUGGACUUCUGACAUUCAUCCGGGCAGCUGAGACGGACCCUGGGAUGGUUCACCUGGCUUUAGGAAGCGACCUAACAACGCUAGGACUCAACCUCAACUCUCCAGAGAAUCUGUAUCCUAAAUUUGCAUCUCCCUGGGCUUCAGCUCCAUGUCGACCACAAGACAUUGACUUCCAUGUUCCCUCAGAGUACUUAACCAACAUUCACAUAAGGGACAAGCUGGCUGCAAUAAAACUGGGACGAUAUGGUGAAGACCUGCUCUUUUACCUCUACUACAUGAACGGAGGAGACCUCUUACAACUCCUCUCUGCUGUUGAGCUCUUCAACCGGGACUGGCGGUACCAUAAAGAGGAAAGGGUUUGGAUCACAAGAGCACCUGGCAUGGAGCCCACGCUAAAGACCAACAGCUACGAGAGAGGAACAUACUACUUCUUUGAUUGUCAUAACUGGAGGAAGGUCGCUAAGGAGUUUCACCUGGAAUAUGACAAGCUAGAGGAGCGGCCUCACGUGCCAACCACCUUCAAUUACAAUCCGGCCCAGCAGGCCUUCUGAAGCUGAGUCCGUCAGCGCCCGUGAGCUCUAGGAGCGAUCGGCAAGAGACAGCCAGCCGACCUGCCUGACCACAAAAAACCUGGUUUUAUUCCUCAACUGUCUGGACUAGGACUGCGGGAGGGGGAGGGUGGCGGGGGUCUCCACCUUGAGAACUGGGGGGAGGGGCCCUGCCUUACAAAUUAUGUGCUGCCCAAACACAAAACUUCUAUAUAUUUUCAUUCUGUUUUUAAAUUCCCUUCUUACGUUUUUUUUUUCUUCUUCUUCUCCCUCCAUUUCAUUUCGAGCAGGGUCAAUGUUUUGUUUACUCCUCUGAUGGAAAAGCCCCUUUUGGUGUUUACCUGGAGUCUUUGAAGUUGCAGUACAGCACACAAACACAUCCAUUGGUAUUAAAGAAAAAACGCAGUUUGCGCUUUGUUUUCCGAAGUGCGCUGCGCUAACAAACAGGACAGACACAAAGACAAAUCCAAUACAUGUGAAUACACAAGGGCAAAAGAAAAUGCAAUGUUCAUUGUUGCACUAUUUAGUAAUAAAAGAACACAAAAAUUGUUUUCUGUUUUUUUUUAAUGUGGGAAACUCGCUCCGCUCCCGUAGUCGUUUGGAAGGACGUGCAGCCCUGUCAUUAAACAUCAAGGAGGUGCUUUUUUUCGUUUUCCCCGUUUUCUUUCGUUCCCCAUUUCUUUUGCUCCAUCCACCUGCGUUGCUCAUCCGGUGAGCUGUUUUCUGCUUAGCGUCAAUAAUUUCAGUGACCGUUGUUGGGCACAACCCGUGGACCAGGCGGUUGUGAGCUUACCGAGAAACAUUGUUCCAGAAUGAAUAUGAACCCUUUUCAGUCUUUGUUACGAUUUUGUAAUAAACGUGUACAUUUUUUUUUAAUUUUUUGACAUCA